UUCUGGGCUCUGUGUUGGAUGGAACUGGUCUGGGAAUCAUUAAAGGAACCCGAGGGGAUUGAGAGUUAAAGGCUGAAAACCCAGGCAGAGGCAACAAGCUGCAAAAGUUGGACUCAGGCCCCCCACCAGAGAGGUUCCGGCGUGAUGGGUCGGGGGACCCCGGGGCUGGUCCUGGCCAUUGGGGGGCUGCUGCUGGUGCUGGCCGUGGUGGCCAAGCCCCCACCGGGGACCCCGAGGAAGAAGUCAUCCGUGUUCGCCGACCUGAGCGCGGAGGAACUGCGGGUCGUGCGGGACUUCCUGUGGGCCAAGAAGGAGCUGAAGCUGGUCCCCUCCAAAACGCAGGCCGUGGCCAAGAACUCCGUGUUCCUCAUCGAGUUGCGGCUCCCCAAGAAGCGUCGCGUGCUCAGCUUCCUGAGAGGAGCAACGCGGCCAAAACGCGAGGCGCGGGCCAUCGUGUUCUUCGGGGACCAGGAGCGGCCCAACAUCACCGAGUUUGCGGUGGGACCCCUACCCCGGCCGACCUACCUGAGGGUCCUUCCCCCCCGGCCUGACCACACUCUGUCCUGGGCCUCCCGUCCCCUCACGUUCUCGGAGUACGCCCUCCUGCACGGCCUCCUAAAGGCCGCCACCGAGCCCCUCUACCGCUUCCUCUACGACACCACCGGCUUCUGGUUCCACAACUGCACGGACCGCUGCCUGACCACGUCCGACGUCUCACCAAGGGGGGUGGCCUCCGGUCAGCGGCGCACCUGGUUCAUUGUCCAGCGCUUCGUCGAGGGCUACUUCCUGCACCCCACUGGGCUGGAGCUCCUGGUGGAUCACGGAAGCUCAAACCCUGGGGACUGGUGUGUCGAGCGGGUGUGGUACAAUGGGCAGUUCUAUGGCAGCCCCGAAGAGCUGGCCCGGAAAUACGCUGCUGGGGAGGUGGACGUGGUGAAGCUGGAGGACCUGCCCCUCGACGCCGAGGGGGGCACCGAGGAGUGGCCCCUUUUCUCCUCCUACCGACCCCGCGGCUCCUUCCCCACCCCCACCCAUGUGACGGGCCCCCGGCUGGCCGAGCCCCAGGGCCACCGCUACCGGGUGGAGGGCAACGCCGUGCUCUACGGGGGCUGGAGCUUCGCCUUCCGUCUGCGCUCAUCCACCGGCCUGCAGCUGCUGGACCUGCGCUUCGGCGGCGAGCGUGUGGCCUACGAGGUGAGCGUGCAGGAAGCGGUGGCCCUGUAUGGUGGGCACACACCCGCGGGCAUGAUGACCAAGUACAUGGACGUGGGCUGGGGUCUGGGCACCGUGACUCACGAGCUGGCCCCUGGCAUCGACUGCCCCGAGACGGCCACCUUCCUGGACGCCCACCACUACUACGACGCCGACGCCCCCGUCCUCUACCGGCGCGCCCUCUGCAUCUUCGAGGCACCUGCCGGGGUGCCCCUGAGGCGCCACUUCGACUCCAACUUCAGUGGGGGCUACAACUUCUACGCGGGGCUGGAGGGCCAGGCCCUGGUGGUCCGCACGACUUCCACCGUCUACAACUAUGACUACAUCUGGGACUUCGUCUUCCACCACAACGGGGUGAUGGAGGCCAAGAUGCACGCCACCGGUUACGUCCAUGCCACCUUCUUCAUGCCAGAUGGGCUGCGCUAUGGCACUCGCCUCCAUACCCACCUUCUGGGCAACAUGCACACUCACCUGGUGCACUACCGCGUCGACCUGGACGUGGCAGGCACAGCGAACAGCUUUGAGACGCUGGGGAUGAAGCUGGAAAACAUCUCCAACCCCUGGAGCCCGGGCCAUCGCACAGUACAGCCCUCGCUGAAACGGACCCAUCCCGAGCGAGAGCGCCAGGCCUCCUUCCGCUUUGGCCAGGCGCUGCCCAAGUUCCUCCUCUUCACCAGCCCAGAGAAAAACCGCUGGGGCCACCACCGCAGCUAUCGCCUGCAGCUCAACUCCAUGGCUAACCAGGUGUUGGCCCCUGGCUGGCAGGAGGAGCGCGGGGUCACCUGGGCCAGGUACCCAUUUGCAGUGACCAAGUACCGGGAGUCGGAACUGCAGAGCAGCAGCAUCUACAAUCAGAACGACCCCUGGAAUCCCCCCGUCGUCUUUGAGGAAUUUCUGCUCAAUAACGAGAACAUCAAGAAUCAGGACCUGGUGGCCUGGGUAACAGUGGGCUUCCUGCACAUCCCCCACUCCGAGGACGUCCCCAACACGGCCACGCCGGGCAACUCUGUGGGCUUCCUGCUCCGCCCCUUCAACUUCUUCCCCGAGGACCCCUCCUUGGCAUCCCGAGAUACCGUGAUCGUGAGGCCCCGGCCUGGCGGCCCUCCCUUUGUCCAGCGCUGGACCCCGGAUGGAGUCGGGGCCUGUGGGACGGCCCCUCUGUUCAGUUAUGAUGGCAACUACCACCCGGUGUGACAGUCCCCCCAGCUUCUCCACCUGGCCCAGGAGGGUCCCGGAAAUAAAACCCAUCAGCAUCUGGC
Messenger RNA from Tachyglossus aculeatus (Australian echidna), 2471 nucleotides. RefSeq names its product amiloride-sensitive amine oxidase [copper-containing]-like. The coding region runs from base 145 to 2406 and encodes 753 amino acids. Gene Ontology annotation, biological process: response to antibiotic; amine metabolic process. The transcript is spliced from 5 exons. Gene Ontology annotation, cellular component: plasma membrane. NCBI's taxonomy places the organism in Eukaryota, Metazoa, Chordata, Mammalia, Monotremata, Tachyglossidae. Gene Ontology annotation, molecular function: diamine oxidase activity; quinone binding; primary methylamine oxidase activity. The record is from RefSeq and is a predicted model, not a curated record.